Messenger RNA from Pyricularia pennisetigena, 3633 nucleotides. RefSeq lists its product as uncharacterized. The transcript is spliced from 2 exons. The record is from RefSeq and is a predicted model, not a curated record. Gene Ontology annotation, molecular function: protein binding. Lineage: Eukaryota; Fungi; Ascomycota; Sordariomycetes; Magnaporthales; Pyriculariaceae. The coding region runs from base 1 to 3633 and encodes 1210 amino acids.
AUGACAAUCUCCUCGAGCCUGGGGGAUAUAUGCGCCCGGGCCAGGACACGCUCAAGGAAUCUUCUUUCGCUGGCUGUCAUCGCUUCCUUAGCAACAGCAGCAUCGACACCUCCGUCAGCUCUGCCUUACGUCCCGACGACCAUCUUACUCCCCGGCUCCUCUGGCUUCAAUCUGCCCGCCCAGCGCGACGAGGACAAAGUAGCCUAUAUCUUCCGCCCGACGUCGGAGAGCUCUGUUGAUUUCCUGGCCCUCGACAUCUCCUCAACACUUUCCGCCUCGUCCCUCCGCCUGGAGACACUAACUUCUGGCCUGCCCUUCCUCAAAGGGGCCACCAAAACGACGACUUUCACGCCCUCAUUACUCAGCAGCCGGACAGUUGCCGCAUAUGUGGGAGACUGCGCCUCCCAGUCCAACACCUCGGCUGUUUGGACAGCUGCACUGCCCGACUCUGCUCCUCGCAAUGCCAUGAUUAAAUGGGAUUCCGAUGGAGCCCCGGAUGCCACCGGCGCGGCUUUUGCGCAUUCCUGCAAAGGGCCCAUGUUCUUAGGAGGCGCCAUGAGUUUUUCGGCUCAGCUUUCUCCAACGGUGUCAUCACCGUCUGUUUACUAUUAUGGUGGCAUGUGUCCUUUCACGAACCAAUCCGGAACUGACUGGACCAAGAGCGCCACAUACUCGAACCACGUGCUCAAACUUGGCCUCCCGGCAGAUAAUGCUUUUAACAUAAGUCCUAUCGUCACCACCGGCCGCUCGCCAGGUGCUCAAGCUGGUUUCACGCUCACAUCGUUGACACCCUCAAUCUCUAAUCGCGGUGAUGUGGUCACGCAGCAGCUCGACAGCGUCAUGUUGGGGGGUCACAGCACCCUUGGUUAUAUCGACAUGGGAGAGGCUGCCAUCUGGAGCGUCCCCCAGGAAACGUGGAAACUGAUCAAGGUGGCGCAGCCCAAUGCCGGCAGGACGGAACUUGCGGUUAAAAAAAACGAGCUCCCCGACCAGGUCGAAAGCCGAUCUGGCCAUACCACAGUCUUGAGCGCGGAUGGGAGGAAGCUUGUCGUUCUCGGCGGCUGGGUCGGCGAUAUAAAGAGAGCCGCUCUCCCACAGCUUGCGAUACUGGAAGUUGGUGCCGACUUCAGCGAGUGGAAGUGGACAAUUCCUGCCGAACAGCCCCAGGGUCAGGCCAUAUUUGGGCACGGCGCUGCCGUCUUACCAGGCAACAUAAUGAUGGUAUAUGGCGGCUACUCGAUCCCGCCAGAAACCCAGGAUUUGGCCUCCUCGCGGCUGAAGCCCAGGCAGGCAGGGGCAAGCGGCGAAAUACCAAUGUUCCUCAAUAUCAGCUCAAUGACCUGGUCCAACGAGUAUACUAAUCCUGAACGCCCCGUGGGCUCGGGCGAUGGACAAGGCAGUGCACAAGAAGUAAGGAGAAGUAACCUUGGACUGAGCUUGGGCCUGGGCCUAGGUCUAGCUCUGGGUCUCAUCGCCCUUGCGGUCGUGGCAUACUUCCUCUGGCGAAAGCGGCAGCGCAACCGCCGUCGCGAUUCAGCUGUGCGUGCACUGGCUCAAGAUGCCAGCAUGUUCCUUCCGCAAAGCGACAUGCUGGAGUGCGACGAUGCCAGGUUCAGCAGGGGCUGGAACUCGGCACAGGCCUACGAGUGGUACACGGGAGGCGGCGACCCGUUCCAGCGAGCCGCCAGGACCCGUCUUACUUCUCCCUCUGUGGGUUACGAAAGCUUACGCGGAGCAUCGGGCCCGGAAAGCUUCUCUGAAUUGACGCAAAAGGCAGUGACGCGCAAGCCUGUUGCUUCAAGGAGUCUAGGUGGUCACGUUUAUAUGCCGCCUCCCCUCGACUUGAGCCCUCGGAACCGGGGGGCAACCGAAAUGAAUGUGAUCCAUGAGGCUGAUGAGGAAGUCGAGGCUCCUAUUGCAGAACCACCAUCCUCAGGUGCUGUUGUGGUCCAGACAAGACCGAUUUCUCAGGAAAGCGAUCCAUUCCUAACUCCAACGACUUCCAACGGGUUCAACGUAGCGUGGAGGCAGGAAGACUCGCCCAGGCCAUCUACAGGGCCAGGUUAUACUCCAGAUGUCCAGCAGUGGGUGCAGGAGGCUGAAGAGAUAGAUGCCGAAGUGGUCGCCCGCAUCCCAUCACUGAGAUCGAUGCCGCGCACUACCACUAUCACAACAUCUGUACCGCUUCAAGAUUCUCGCCCCAGCAGCCGCUCGCCGACUCAAAGGAGUCCACCAUCCCGUGCAUUAGACGGCGGAAACGAAGCGCCUUCAGCUAACCUCAUGGAGCAAGGCGCUAUUCAAAGCUUAUCCAGGCCCGGGUCCAUCAGGUCUCCCCCGGAUCACGCGCGCGGUAUUACGGGCGCCCUGGUCGCCCCGGUCGGCAACAGCAGCGAAGAUAAAAACCAGGAGAGAAGCUCCGGAGAAAGCAGUGGUGACGGUGCAUAUAAGACAGCGAAUUCAAGCUUCUCGGCUCUGCAGGCCGAGGGCCCGGCGCUUCUGGCUGGCAGUUCCGCAGCAGCAGCAGCAGCUAGCGUCAACAGCAAUCAAAGAAGAAGCCUGAUUGGCGGAACCUCGCCUUCGCAAGACGACGACGACUAUGAUUUUCAGCAGGGCAGCCCCAGCAAAAUGAAGAGACGCGCCUCCUGGUUUGGUCUCGGCACCCUUGGCAGCCUACGGAGGGCAGUGAGCUCAUCAGGACGUAGGGAUUCUGCCUCCGACGCGGCAGCCAGGGACGGAGGAGGCAAGACGAGCAGUUCCGAGCGUGGUGUCUGCCAUGAUCCUGGCCACGGCGGCGCCGGCAUCGUGUCACGUCGCCGCAGACAAGGCCGGGAAGCGUGGGAGGUCGAUGCCUCUGGAAGCGGCCAAUAUGGGGACCCCAGCACGCCGCCACGCCGGCUGUCUUACAGGCCCGACGAGGACGAGGACGAUUGGGACAUUGAGAGGGCCUCGGAACGACGUUCAGUACAAUACGCGUUUACGGUGCCUAGGGAGCCCCUGCGUGUAGUCAAUGUCGAUGUUCGGAGGGAGAGUUUUGAUACCAAGCCUCAGGAAGGAGAUGAUGGUGAAAGUCUACCAGAAGAACAGGCCACCACAGAGGUAGAGGUCGAGUCGGGCGGGAACGGGAGAACCGGAGAGUAUGUCGGGAUGGGCAGCCGAGAAGAUGAUUUAUUUAUGGGCGACGCGGCUAGCUCGUCCAGAGCCAGAGCGUCCUCGGGAUCAACGCCAGUCGUACGCGAACCGCAACUCAUGGGGUUCCCGCCGGGCAUGCCUGCGGGUGAUGACAACGAACAGGACGAAGGCCGUCUCCGCGUCCCGACUCCUCGGACCCCGACGUUUCCAAGAGACGGCGGCAACGACGAUAGGAAUGCAGAAGACUUGGAAUCCGGCGGCCUGUCUCCGCGUCAGCAGUCGGACAGGCGCUCGUUCGAGUCCCGGUUGUCGAUCGACUCCUCGGCCAACCACGUCAUCGGACUGGCGCAGGCCGUCAGCCUGACGAGGGGCUCGGCGCUACCGACGCCGCGGCCUUCACCGCCCACGAGAGUCAUGGAGAUGGUGGGGCGGAUCGAGGAGGAGGAGCAAAGGGGCGAGAGCCGCAAAAGCUCACCAGCCCGCAAUGCGCAGAUGAGGAAAUGA